UAUUUCGCAGCCCCUCCCAAAAUCGAUUCCGACAUCUCACACCUUCGUUCGAUACCCGGCACAUAUAUUCCAAGUCCAAGGCGUCAAUACAUUUGAAGUCAACUCAUUCGGCGGCACAUACGCUGCGUUGCGUUCGAUAGCUACGCCUGCAGCUACCCGCGUUAUAAUAACCUUGGCCGGACAGGCUUCCGUGCCAACUUCCAUACAUCCACGACCAUUCCACCACGAUACCCACCUUAUACACUAAGGUCACAGCACACUCCGAUUGCCGAUAAUGGCAAACACGACACGGCCAAGUCGGUUACCGAAUUACACCACCAUGUCGAACAACACCGAAAGGCCGCCACAGCUCUCAAGCGGAUUCUCCAUGGGGCCGUAUCCAUCAAAUGGCCCAUGGAAUAACAGCGCCAUCGGAGCCUUUGCUAGGAACAGAGACGCGGUUGCGCCCAGAGGUUCGUCGGCACGCGGAUCGCUGUUGCCAUCGGAUGUGAGGAGGCCUGACGGGUUUACAGAUGCUAGCAACCUGACGGGCCCUUCAGGGUCCGGCGCCCUUGCUGCCACAUCUGAAGCAGAUCCGUGGCCCGGCCGAUCGGACACCUGGAAUACAGCGGACAACACACAGUCACGUACUCUGUCCGGGAACACGUCCCCAAGAAGCCGGUCCGAUGCCUCCGGUCAGGACAUGAAUACUGCGUAUUAUACAGCGACUUCAGCAAUCGGCCCCCGAGGGUUGCUGGGCUCAAAGCCCACGCCUUCAUCUGCCCUCGACUCCUCGAGCAAUGCCUUCAAGAACGUCUCCACUUUCCCGGGCUAUGAGGACGACGAUGAGAGUUUCGCUCCUUUCGGCCAGUUCAAGCCGGCCGAUGUCGAUAGGCUUGAAAAGUUCUUGGCCGUCCAGCGACAGGCACAGGAGUCGUCGAUGCUGAACGCAGUUGGAAGCGGACCUUCACGCAACUCCGUUUCGAGUCAUCCCGAGUCCGACCUCCACGGCCAUACGAACCCGUAUGGUGAUUACAAUUAUGGCAUUCCUGGUGCACCAGGCAGGCACUCCCAACGACCAUCGCUCGCCGGCUCCUCGUUUGUCUCGCACAACACGAGAGGCUUCGACUCGAAUGCUGGGCGGCAGGCUGAUGAACAGCUAGCUGAAUCCCUUGCGAGGCUGACGAUGGACAACGGCCGUGGCGCAAUGGUGGAUGGCGCAUCGAACGUUCUAUCGUUCACGAACGGGGCCCAAAAUUUCGAAUUCAACCCCGGAUCGCAGCCUUGGGGAAGCGGACAGGGACAUGGCGCGUAUACGAUCGGCACGGGUGUCGAGAAGCGAGGCUCUAUCGUGGGCCGAAGCUCGCCUUCUGGGAAUGCCUACCGCGUGGGCGGUGCGUUGAACAGUCCCAGAGGCCUAGCAGACACUGCCGAUCCAUGGUCGAGACCGGGUUCGCGAGAGGUGAGGAUGGGCCCAGACCUCGGUCGGCGAGGCAUAGGACCGGCCUUCACACAACAGCCCCAAAUGCCUUUCUUCCAAGACGCGUAUUACACUGGAGGGUAUGACCACUAUACUCAAAUUUACGGUCAAUUUCCCGCGCCAGGGAGCCCCGCUCAUCUUCCGGGCUUUGCCAUGCCUAUGGCCCAUUUCGCCCUGGGGGCUGGCGCGGUCCCGAUCCGUCCAGCCGCAGACCAGGACCCAGGGAAGGCCUUCAGGAGUGUGCUUCUGGACGAAUUCCACAAAUCCAGCCCGAAGUCAAAUAGACGCUACGAGCUCAGGGACAUCAUAGGGCACAUUACCGAGUUCAGCGGUGAUCAACAAGGCUCGCGCUUCAUCCAGCACAAACUCGAGACGGCGAACAGUGAUGAGAAGGACCAGGUCUUCCGGGAGAUUGAGCCAAAUGCCAUCCAACUGAUGAAGGAUCUGUUCGGUAAUUACGUGAUCCAAAGGUUCUUCGAGCACGGGAAUCAGGUCCAGAAAAAGGUGCUGGCGGGUGCAAUGAAGGGCAAAGUGGUCGAUCUCUCAAAGCAGGCCUACGCCUGCCGAGUCGUCCAAAAGGCUCUUGAACAUCUGCUGGUUGAACAACAGGCCGAGCUGGUGAAGGAGCUGGAGCCAGAGAUUGUAAAUCUGGCCAAGCACCAGCAAGGAAACCACGUGGUCCAGCAGGCCAUCGCGCUGGUCCCACGUCAACACAUCGCGUUCAUCAUGGACGCCUUCACGGGUCGCAUAUGCGAGCUCGCUUCCCACCAGUUCGGCUGCCGGGUUAUCCAGAGGAUUCUCGAGCACGGGACUGAAGCGGACAAGGCCGUCGUGACGCAGGAGUUGCAUAACUCGGCCCAGACACUGAUUACGGACUCCUACGGUAACUAUGUCGUCCAGCACGUCAUCGAGAAGGGGAAGGCCGAGGACCGUUCGCGGAUUAUCCGCCUCGUCAUCCCCCAGCUUCUGACGCUUUCGAGAAACAAAUGUGCGUCGAAUGUGGUCGAGAAGUGCAUCGUUUACGGCACGGUCGAGGAACAACGGGCGAUCAGGGACCAGCUCAUCGGCGGUGGAGAUGAUAACUGUCCACUCUUCCAGUUGACCAAGGAUCAAUAUGGGAACUACGUCGUUCAAAAAUUGGUCAAGAACCUUCAGCCCCAGGACAGAGAGGUGUUGCUUGACAAGUUGAGGGCGCAUCUCCAAUCGCUGCGGAAAGCCGGAAAUACAGGGAGGCAGACCACGGCGAUUGAUCGAGUCAUCUCCGAAUUCUCAGUCCCCGCAGGCCGCACGAGAGAUUCCACGCCAGCGUCGACCGCCCCUACAUCUCCAGGGCUGCGCGUCGAUGUCAACUCGGCGGCUCCAACCCCAAACCUGACCAUGGACUCGGCCAGUCCCUUGAGCACACCAUCGAGCUGCCCACCGUGCCCUAACGGAGCCGGUGCCGAGGCUGCUGCCGAACAUGCCAAGACUCAACUCUGCAAAGGCGGAGAGAACGUCACGCCAGGCCAGCCACAGAUAAGCGAACUCUAAUUUAAGAGCCUCUCGCCUUUUUCCUUCGUGGCCAUGCAGGUUUUUUU
This is a messenger RNA of Chaetomium strumarium, 3036 nucleotides long. RefSeq names its product armadillo-type protein. Bases 275 to 2989 code for a protein of 904 amino acids. NCBI's taxonomy places the organism in Eukaryota, Fungi, Ascomycota, Sordariomycetes, Sordariales, Chaetomiaceae. Gene Ontology annotation, cellular component: cytoplasm. Gene Ontology annotation, molecular function: mRNA 3'-UTR binding. The record is from RefSeq and is a predicted model, not a curated record. Gene Ontology annotation, biological process: nuclear-transcribed mRNA catabolic process, deadenylation-dependent decay. The transcript is spliced from 5 exons.